CUAUUGAUUUUAUAGCGAGUUUCGCUAUUUUACCAACAUUACUGUUGUUUUUUUUCCUUUAACCUCUUUUUUUUUUUUGUCUCGGUUUAUUCGCUAUUUGGCGAUACGGCGAAUAAUAUUUUCUCGCGGACGUGUAUUCGUUUUAAAAAAUUAUUAUAAUUCAAAUGUACAAUUUUCACAGCCAUUUAAGGAAUGAAAAGCAUAUGUCAAGCGCACAAGCAAAGGUUUUAUCCUGAAGAUAUUGGUUAUUUCAUAUCGCCGUAUCAAGAAACGUCAAAUGUAGAAGCCCCGCUGGUGUCAAAUUUCGGAAACGGAAUUCCCACUUUUGUGGUGGUUUCUUUCCGUGAAAUAUUGACUAAAGAACUGAACCAUCAUGAAGAUUGUUCCGUUAUUUAUGUAAUGGAUGAAGGCAAUAAAUGCGCAUCACUUAUGAGAUCAGACUGCACCCUAGAAACGCUACUAUCGGAAAACAACAAUUAUACCGCUAAUUUUCCAAGCAGUCCAUCAAUCAAAACUCCGGAUUUGGAUUUAGCUCGCUCCAAUGAAGCUUUCUUGGAUACCAAAGAAUCCAAUAAUGCAACGAGUAUCAUUCCCAAACAAGUUAGAAAGUUUUUCAGAAAUUUUGGUCAUACGUUUUGGAGGAUUAAAUCACGCGCCGAGCCCUCUUCGCCUUAUAUAUCGAUACAUGAUUCCGGAGGUUACAGCAUUGAUUCUUUGUCGGUCACCAAGAAAUUACACGAUGUGCAGAAAAACUCGACUCAAGAUUUACUCUCCAAAGACCCCGCCGCCCCCAUUACCACCCCAGACCCGUUCACAGUAACAGAAAAGGAUACAACUUGCGUGAUAGAGCCUCAAAGUUUCUUCUAUGUAUUUUGGUUGUGCAUCGUAACAAUCGCUUAUUUGUAUAACUGUUGGGUAAUCCCGUUACGAAUAACGUUUCCGUACCAGACACCUGAGAAUACACCUAUGUGGGUGAUACUGGACUACUCGAUGGAUUUUUUAUACCUUUUGGACGUGAUAUUCGUUAAACCUCGAUUGAUGUAUUUAGAAGACGGAUUUUGGGUUCGAGAUUCCAAGCUGACUAGUAAAAAUUACUUCCAAAAAAUUCAAUUCAAGAUGGACGUUUUAUCAUUGCUGCCUUUAGACCUGUUAUACUUCAAGUACGGCGAAUACCAUCCGAUCUUUCGUGCCCCGAGGCUUCUAAAGAUACAAACGUUUUGGGAGUUCUUCAAUAAUUUGGAUAACGUGUUGGCGUCUCCUUAUGUAGUCCGAGUAGCCAGAACGUUGACCUACAUGGUGUACUUGGUGCAUUUGAAUACCUGCGCUUACUAUGCUGUCAGCGUUUACGAAGGGAUGGGAUCUAAUAAAUGGGUGUACGAUGGACAAGGAAAUGCGUACCUGAGAUGCUUCUACCGAGCCACCAAAACGGCCACAUCGAUUGGUAAAAACCCUAAACCAGACAACGAUAUCGAGUACCUCUUCAUGACUUACAGUUGGCUUAUGGGAGUUUUUGUUUUCGCUAUUUUAAUUGGUCAGAUCAGAGAUAUAAUAGCAACAGCCAGUAAGUCUCAUACCGAAUACAGGAAGCUGAAAGACGAAACGUUGGAUUACCUUCGAAGACUCAACGUAACACCCAGAAUUAGAGAACGAGUCGAGCAAUGGUUUUCCUUCACUUGGGAACAGCAGCACACCUUAGAUGAAAGCAGAAUACUGGACACUCUACCCCAAAAACUGAAAACCGACGUUGCAAUUAAAGUACACAUUCGAACAUUGAGCAAAGUACAACUGUUUCACGACUGCGAUGAAGCCCUGCUGCGAGAUCUCGUCCUCAAACUUAGACCAGUGUUGUAUCUGCCUGGAGACUACAUUUGUCACAAAGGUGAAGUCGGCAAAGAAAUGUACAUCGUGAAAACCGGUCAAGUGCAAGUGGUCACAUCAAAGGGCGAACACGAAGUUGUGCUGGCUACUUUAACCGAGGGUAGCGUUUUCGGGGAAAUUAGUUUGCUGAAUUUAGCUGGGACCAAUCGAAGAACUGCUGAUGUUAGAUCUCAUGGAUUUUCAAGUUUAUUUGUGCUGAGUAAAAAUGACCUCAAUGAAGCAAUACGUUACUAUCCAAAUGCUCAAAAAAUAUUAAAGAAAAAAGCUAGGCAAUUAAUUAGACAAAACGCCACUAGAGAAGGAAGAGAUAUGCCAAAGGAAGUAAUGUACGACAGUAAUGGAUCCUCAUCUCCCUCUACUCGUAAUAUCGAUACAUUCAUUUGGAAUCCAACUACGAGGCAAAUAACAGCGGAUAGACAUCGAAACACAAUGUACAGAAAUAAAUAUUCGUCGAUGAAGAGGUACUCCGAUUCGCAAAUAAUGCAUUUCAUUAGACGCAAGAAACGCAAAAGUAAGGUUCGAUUAAGAGGAGUUUUAGCAGAAAAAAUUAACAAAGAGUACGAAAUUUGAUGAACUGUUCGAAUACCUACGUAUGUAUUUUAUUAUGUUUCAGUUUACUUUUUUCCAACAAUUUAAUUUUACUCCUUUACUGAUUUUUUUUAAUCAUUUCAAAUUUCAAUGAACAAAAAAUCGAAUCAUUAUUUUAAUUUUGAAAUAAAAAAUAGUUAAAACAAAUUAAAUACUAAGUUACCUAAUUUAAACAUUUUUUAUAUCGAAGUAGAACACGGUAGCAUUACUUUAUAAUGCACACACUUGUUUAAAUGAAAAAGUUUAUUUUAUUUGAAUAGAUUUUUAUUUAGCAAUAAACUGGUUGAUAUUUUGUUUCGUGUUAAAUGGUUACCUAUUUAUUAAUUUUUUCCCUUCUUUUAAAUAAUCAUUUUUCUUUUGUAUUUUUAUUUGACAUUUUUUUUUUCGUUCGUUUUUAAUCUGGCGAAAAUAUUAAUUUAGCGUUGUGAUAAAUUUAUUUUACUUACUUCAUCUCUUUCUUUUCAAUAUUUCGAUAUCGAAUAUAAUCAAGAUUGAGGAUUUUUGAAAUUGGUAGGUAGCUAUUCGUACUUUGAUGAGGGAGAAAAACUAUAGGUACGAAGAGAUCCCACCUUAAUGUAGGUAAUCCACAUUAUUUGAAAAUUUUAAAAUUAUGUGGUAAGAUACUGGGUGAUCGAUUAAUCUUUAUUAAUUCUUAUUGUUGUUGUUGUUAAAUUACUCCUCGAAACUUGUAACACGUAAUAAUUUUGUUCAUUAAUUCAAUUGAUAUUUAAUUUUUCAUAUACAAUUCUUUUUUUCAUUGUGUAAUGAUGCCAAAUACACGUUUGUUUUACAGUU
This is a messenger RNA of Planococcus citri (citrus mealybug), 3261 nucleotides long. RefSeq names its product Cyclic nucleotide-gated ion channel subunit B (gene CngB). Lineage: Eukaryota; Metazoa; Arthropoda; Insecta; Hemiptera; Pseudococcidae. Gene Ontology annotation, biological process: monoatomic cation transmembrane transport. Bases 193 to 2448 code for a protein of 751 amino acids. The record is from RefSeq and is a predicted model, not a curated record. Gene Ontology annotation, cellular component: plasma membrane; intracellular cyclic nucleotide activated cation channel complex. The transcript has 16 exons. Gene Ontology annotation, molecular function: protein-containing complex binding; cGMP binding; intracellularly cAMP-activated cation channel activity.